ACUAAUCCACGCUAGUGUGGUAUUUGUUUACCGAUUGCUCCUUCCUAGCGGUGUGAACAACAAACUCCACUAUCCACAAGGACAUCUCAGCAAUCCUUAACCUCCUACUUCUCUAUCUACAACCUCGACUUUUCAAUAUUCAAACUCUCAUACCUCAACUCCUCAAAACAAAAUCCUAAAUCUACCUUCAAUAUGCGUGAGAUCGUAUGUAUAUCUCUCUCUUCAUCUACAGCUUCUACUGCUCUAUUCAGAACGCGUUGACUUUACCCCUGAAAAGCACCCCACUAUAUAUUUUUCAAAAGUAUCAAUAUCGCUGACCAUGUAACUUUUCAAUCUGCAGGUUCAUCUUCAAACCGGCCAAUGUGUAAGUCAACUCAACUCGACCGAUGCUAACAAAAUUUACUGACGUUUUGCUCAGGGUAACCAAAUUGGUGCUGCUUUCUGGUACGACUUUGCGAAAGCUCUGCUGCGCGACAAUCUCAGAUUCAAUACUAACAUGAUAUAGGCAAACUAUCUCUGGCGAGCAUGGUCUUGAUGGCUCUGGUGUGUAAGUAAUAUUACAGUUCCUUACCGUGUUUGAAGCAUUUCUGACAUUGUUUAUUUACAGCUACAAUGGUACCUCCGAUCUCCAACUUGAGCGUAUGAACGUCUACUUUAACGAGGUAUAUACACACAACUUCGGCAGUACGAAGCGUAUUCGCUAACAAAUCCAAGGCUUCCGGCAACAAGUAUGUUCCUCGUGCCGUCCUCGUCGAUUUGGAGCCAGGUACCAUGGAUGCCGUCCGUGCUGGUCCUUUCGGUCAACUCUUCCGCCCCGACAACUUCGUUUUCGGUCAAUCCGGUGCUGGUAACAACUGGGCUAAGGGUCAUUACACUGAGGGUGCUGAGCUUGUCGACCAAGUUCUUGAUGUCGUUCGUCGUGAGGCUGAGGGCUGUGACUGCCUUCAAGGUUUCCAGAUCACCCACUCUCUCGGUGGUGGAACUGGUGCUGGUAUGGGUACACUUUUGAUUUCCAAGAUCCGUGAGGAGUUCCCAGAUCGUAUGAUGGCUACCUUCUCCGUCGUUCCAUCGCCAAAGGUUUCUGAUACCGUCGUCGAGCCAUAUAACGCUACUCUCUCUGUCCAUCAAUUGGUCGAGAACUCUGACGAGACCUUCUGUAUCGAUAACGAAGCUCUUUACGACAUUUGCAUGAGAACCUUGAAGCUCAGCCACCCAUCCUACGGAGAUCUUAACCACUUGGUCUCCGCUGUCAUGUCCGGUGUUACCACCUGUCUCCGUUUCCCUGGUCAACUUAACUCAGAUCUCCGAAAGUUGGCUGUCAACAUGGUUCCAUUCCCCCGUCUUCAUUUCUUCAUGGUUGGAUUCGCUCCUUUGACCAGUCGUGGCGCACACUCUUUCCGUGCUGUUACUGUUCCGGAGUUGACCCAACAAAUGUACGACCCUAAGAAUAUGAUGGCCGCUUCCGAUUUCCGUAACGGUCGUUACUUGACCUGCUCUGCUAUCUUGUAAGUUUGCUAUAUUACCCGUUUGUAGCCGAAUAUAUACUAAUCGUGUGUAGCCGUGGUAAGGUUUCCAUGAAGGAGGUUGAGGACCAAAUGCGCAACGUCCAAAACAAGAACUCUUCCUACUUUGUCGAGUGGAUCCCUAACAACGUCCAAACCGCCCUUUGCUCCAUUCCUCCUCGUGGUCUCAAGAUGUCCUCCACCUUCGUCGGUAACUCGACCUCCAUCCAAGAACUCUUCAAGCGUGUCGGUGAUCAAUUCACUGCUAUGUUCAGAAGAAAGGCUUUCUUGCAUUGGUACACUGGUGAAGGUAUGGACGAGAUGGAGUUCACUGAAGCUGAGUCCAACAUGAACGAUUUGGUCUCCGAGUACCAACAAUACCAAGAUGCCUCGAUCUCUGAGGGAGAGGAGGAGUACGAAGAGGAGGCCCCAAUUGAGGGCGAGGAAUAGAAGUUUAAUGCAAUUACCUACUUUGCUUCUUUGAAGAAACGACGGGCUGGUUACUGAUCUUGCAUUAGUGGCAACACGAUGUCGAAUCAUAUUUAUUCGUAGCAAGGUUGAUAAUUUCUCGGGUGUGGUUUGUUUUAGUGUUUUUGUUAAUUAGGAGCCAGUGGUCUUGAGGGCGUAGAGCGACUAUACAUCGUCGAUACCCUAUGAAGUAGUUCAUCUUGAUGGAUUAAGAAAUCAAGACAGUUUCACAAACUUGGUGCUUUUGCAAAAUUACAGGGUGAUAUCAAACGUGGUGAUUGACUAUCUUGCUGGAGUUUUUGCAGCAUUGUGUAAUAUUCAUCAAGAUUCUAUGCCAAUAUAGAGCUUC
This is a messenger RNA of Sclerotinia trifoliorum, 2319 nucleotides long. The record is from the annotation of a GenBank genome assembly. NCBI's taxonomy places the organism in Eukaryota, Fungi, Ascomycota, Leotiomycetes, Helotiales, Sclerotiniaceae.